AUGAGUUUAUUCCUGGUCACUGAGAAAAGUUAGGAACAAGGUGCAGGGUCACUGCAGCUGGCAUCUGGCCCACUGGGUGACUGGCCCAUUUGCCCACAAACCUGCAUGUAUUCAUGGCGGACACUGACAGUUCCCCUGUGCGCACGCGCGCGCGCGCACACACACACACACACACACACACACACACACACACACACACCCUCUGGGUCCACAGUGGCUGCUGGGCACUGGCACUCACUGUACCCCUUCCCCUAGGUCCCAGGAGGAGAGGAGCCCUAGUGAGGAAUCCUUGAAGUCAAGUCUCCAUUCACCCUUCCCAGGCCUUUGCAGGAAGGUGGCAGGACUUGGGUGACCUCCCUACCUUGCUGGCUUUAUAAACCUGAAAGGGCUCAGUGGGCGGCCUGGGGCUGUUUCUCCUUGUAGGUCUCAAUUGACUCCUCUACAGCACUGCCUUUUGUCCCCCUCUUCCCCAGCAAAGGUAGAGGCGAUGGGCGCUGGCAGCCCGCGACGGGGUGCAGGUCCCCCAGAUGGUGGCUGGGGCUGGGUGGUGCUGGGCGCCUGCUUCGUGAUCACUGGCUUCGCCUAUGGCUUCCCCAAGGCCGUGAGCGUCUUCUUCCGAGAGCUCAAGCAGGACUUCGGUGCAGGUUACAGCGACACAGCCUGGGUGUCCUCCAUCAUGCUGGCCAUGCUCUACGGCACGGGCCCCUUGUCCAGCAUCCUCGUGACGCGCUUUGGCUGUCGCCGGGUGAUGCUGGCUGGUGGGCUCCUGGCAUCCGCCGGCAUGAUCCUGGCUUCCUUUGCCUCACGCCUCCUGGAGCUGUACCUGACAGCUGGGGUGCUCACAGGCCUGGGCCUGGCCCUCAACUUCCAGCCGUCGCUCAUCAUGCUGGGACUCUACUUCGAGCGGCGCCGGCCCCUGGCCAACGGGCUGGCAGCGGCGGGCAGCCCGGUGUUCCUGUCCACGCUGUCGCCGCUCGGCCAGCUGCUGGGGGAGCGUUUCGGCUGGCGCGGCGGCUUCCUGCUGUUCGGUGGCCUCCUGCUGCACUGCUGUGCCUGCGGGGCCGUCAUGCGGCCGCCACCAGGGCCCCCGCCCCCACCGCGCCCAGACCCCGCCGAGGACCGUGCGCCCUCCGAUGGCCGGGCUCGCCGCCGCCUGCUGGACGUGGCGGUGUGCACCGACCGCGCCUUCGUGGUCUACGUGGUCACCAAGUUCCUGAUGGCGCUUGGGCUCUUCGUGCCCGCCAUCCUGCUGGUGAACUACGCCAAGGACGCGGGCGUGCCUGACGCCGAGGCCGCCUUCUUGUUGUCCAUCGUGGGUUUCGUGGACAUCGUGGCGCGGCCGGCGUGCGGUGCCCUGGCGGGUCUGGCGCGCCUGCGACCCCACGUCCCCUACCUCUUCAGCCUGGCCCUGCUGGCCAACGGGCUCACGGACCUGAUCAGCGCGCGUGCGCGCACCUACGGCACCCUCGUGGCUUUCUGCAUCGCCUUCGGCCUCUCCUACGGCAUGGUGGGCGCGCUGCAGUUCGAGGUGCUCAUGGCGACCGUGGGUGCGCCCCGCUUUCCCAGUGCGCUGGGCCUGGUACUGCUCGUGGAGGCCGUGGCUGUGCUCAUUGGACCGCCCUCUGCCGGCCGCCUGGUGGAUGCCCUGAAGAACUACGAGAUCAUCUUCUACCUUGCUGGCUCUGAGGUGGCCUUGGCCGGAGUCUUCAUGGCAGUCGCCACCUACUGCUGUCUGCGCAGUAAGGAUGCCCCCUCAGGCCCAGCUGCUGCAGGAGGAGCCAGUGACGCUGAGGAUGUGGAGGCUGAGAGGGACUCUGAGCCAAUGCCUGCCAGCACCGAGGAGCCCGGCAGUCUUGAGACUCUGGAAGUGCUGAGACCCCGGGCUGGGUCCCCAGGACCAGAACCAGAGGUGGAGGCAGGGCCUGGGCUGGGUCAUGAGUCUGUGUAGACAUCAGGCAAGUGGCCAGCAGGCAUGAAAACAUGGCUUCCCCUCUGAGGGCCUGGUACAUGGGGAGGCAGCCUGGGGUGAUCCCUUGGGUACCCCAUUGGCCAGGCCCUGUUCCCAGUGAAGCUGUUGUGAACUGAUGAGCACAAGCUGAUAAAAGCCUACCGAAAGACAUAUUCUGCUCCUGUACCUCUGCCAGGGCUUGGGCUACCUGAGCUGGGGAGGGCCAAGAAGAGUCAGAAGGGUCCCCAUGAAGUCCCCUGAGCCAUUGGAGCUCAGCAGGAAUGGUGGGGGGAAUCCCGGCUAGACACUGGGGGCCGGUGGGGAUGCUGUGUGCUGAAGCACAUUUGGCCGCCAUCUGCAUAGUAGCACAGGGUCCAAGGUCAGAGUCGGGAGCAGAGACCUAUCCUGGGUCUUCUUUGUGUGUAGGCUUCAGUUCCAGAGAGCAUGGGAGCCAGGUGGUCAGCAGCAAAACCUCAGAGGCCCUCGAGGUGUGCAUGUCCUCACUGCCCUUAGUUGCCACCCCCUAGAGGGUACAUUCUAGUGACCCAUCACUUUUGGUCGGAACACUGUUCCUGAGGACACUGGUGUGGCUCCGUGGGCACCUGCUCUCUACCACAGGGAUUUGUGGGCCAUGACCUCUCUCAACCAAAGAUUCUAUCUUAGCCACCCAAGUGCCAGGACUGCCCAUGUCCUACACCCAACGCUUGCACUCUGACCUGUGAGGACCUGCUUGUCUCACUCCCAACUCUAGCUAGAUCUCAGCAGAGUCCCUCCCACAAAUGGCCCCUUCUCACCUACUGGUCCAAGCUGGGCCUCAUUUUCCAUCCAAGGUUUUAGGAACCCAGGCAAUGCUCGGUUGACUUACAUUCAUGUAUGCCUCCCAGACUCCCGAUGGGACAGUAUUUUAUCUAAGCAUUUACCUAAGAGUGCUUACUUGGCCAGGCAGUAGUCUAAGCCCUUCAUGAAUGUUGGUGUAUUGAUUCUCCUAAGAACCCAAUGAAGUAGAAUUUAUCCACACUUCAGACGGGGCAACAUGCAUGAGGACGACAGAAAUCAGCCCAGGGUUACAGAGGCCAUUAUUGGGUUCCGAGCUGUAGUUUUUUUGUUUGUUUUGUUUGAGAUGGGUUUCUCUAUGUAGCCCUGGCUGUCCUGGAACUCUGUAGACCAGGCUGGCCUUGAACUCACAGAGAUCCACCUGCUUCUACCUCUCGAGUACUAGGAUUAAAGACGUGCCCGGCUUCAAGCUGUAGGUUUUGAUCUGUGCCCUUGAUCAUCAAAACUGGAUGUCUCUUCAGAGAUGCAGUAUGGCCAGACACCUCUGUUGGGCCCCAUGUGGAUGGAUGGUGACAGGCUAUCUCCCUCCAACUCCAGAUACAGCCUGAGAAUCCCACCUGAGUUUCCAGGACAGCAGAGCUCAAAGCUACCAAGCCAAAGUGUUUUUCCAGUUUGGACCCUGCCUGCCACCUUGCACACUCCUUGCCUGUUCUGCUCUCCAGAUGGCCAUAUCCCGUCCUCAAGGGCGUUCAGAGUAAAAGCUUUGCAGGUGUGUACCACACCCAGCCCAGCAAGGCAGCAGGCAGACUACUGCCUACGGGUGGCAGCGCCUCCCUAGCGCCCCCUUGGCCCUGAACUGAACAGCGUUCCUGGAGUAGUCUUCCUAGCCGUGCAUCAACCCGACCAGUGUCUCUUCUGCCCCCUUGCCCAAACAACGGUUUACUUCACAACCAGAACACUGAAGCGUUGAAGGGAGAAUGCCCACUGAUGCCAGAAGCAGUGGGAGCAGGUGGCAAGCUCAGCGCCCACUGUUCCCAUGUGUGGUCCUGAGCAAGAUGCCACCCUGGGCCUCUCACCCCAGAGGCUAUGGGAGAAAACCGCUCCUGCAGGUGCUGUGAGAUGAGUAAUGGACAGAGA
Messenger RNA from Peromyscus californicus insignis, 3859 nucleotides. RefSeq names its product solute carrier family 16 member 8 (gene Slc16a8). The record is from RefSeq and is a predicted model, not a curated record. Bases 488 to 1948 code for a protein of 486 amino acids. NCBI's taxonomy places the organism in Eukaryota, Metazoa, Chordata, Mammalia, Rodentia, Cricetidae. Gene Ontology annotation, biological process: monocarboxylic acid transport; transmembrane transport. Gene Ontology annotation, cellular component: membrane. Gene Ontology annotation, molecular function: monocarboxylic acid transmembrane transporter activity. The transcript has 4 exons.